Molecule: messenger RNA, 1344 nt
Organism: Xiphophorus maculatus (southern platyfish)
Lineage: Eukaryota; Metazoa; Chordata; Actinopteri; Cyprinodontiformes; Poeciliidae
Exons: 12
Coding region: 1-1344 (447 amino acids)
Source: RefSeq, a predicted model, not a curated record
AUGCCUCGAGGAAAGUCCCAUCGUCGAUCGGAAGCUGCAAAAAGGAGAGUAGAGGCAGUCCGGCUCGAACGAGUUGGGAUACCCAAGGCCUCCAGCGACUUUGUACCAAAGCGUGGCACAGGCGUGCGGCACGCUGUGCGAAAAUGGCCAGUUAGUGAAGUGACUAAUCACUGUCACAAGCUGGUCAUUCCAGAGGGAUUGCCCAAUAAGAAAUUUGUUCUUCUGAUCGGUGCGUCCCACUUGCGCUCUUUUGUGGACGGCAUUGUUGAGAUGGCAAGCGGCUGCUUGCAGUUUGGAUUUAUUUCGACUCCUGGUGCUCAAGCUGCUGAGCUGCGUCUCGAGGUGUUGAACGCUGUCGUACCUCGAGAGCCUGACGCUGUCUGCAUUAUGGCUCCAUCAAACAACCUUACGGCCAGUCGUCACCCAGAAGAAGCCGGACAGGAAUUUGAGCGGUACCUAUUGGCUGUCUGUUCUCGUUGGCCUAAGGUUUUUUGUACCGGCUUCGUCCCCCACUUGACUGAGUCCAGAGAGAAGCAGAACUUGUUUGAGCAGGAAUUCCACCGCAGGUCGGCAAAGCUAGGGAUUCGGUACUAUCCCAUUGCUGACAACUUUCCUCUGGGCCGUCGCGAUAUGUGGUGUCCUGAUGGCAUCCACUUGAGCGAUGACCACGGGAUGCACAUCCUCAAGCAACUGAUAUGGAUGUUUUCCUAUCAGUUCCUGGAGUUGUCAGCACCAAAGCCACUGGUGCAGCGUCAGGCAACUCCUCCUUACAAACCGAGGUUUGUGCCCCGUGUCGUGGUUAAGGGAGAGGUACGUUCUCGUCCUUCUUCUCCUCUCCCUACCGAAUGGACGCUCGUGAGAUCCGGCAGGAAGAGGAACCUCUCGGGAGAAUCAGACUGUUUGCCUGAUUCACCCAAGAAAAGAGUGGUUCAUCACCAGCGGGACGACACUCCUGUGGCUAUUUCGGAGUCUCUCAUCCCAUCCAAUCCUGUCCGUUUCUCACCCGCUAUCUUGGUGGCCAUGGAAACAGUCUCUCCAUCGGCCGUUCCCGAUGUUCGCACAGGCACCGAGACAAAGCCUGUGGAACAUCCAAAAAAACCAGCUGUCUCAAAGUGUAGGCGUGUGAGACAGAAGGCUUCAGCUGUAUCUCAUGCAACUCCUGUCAAAGGUGUGGAAUUUGUGCCGGCUGAUAACACUGUCAUGCCCAGGGUGUUUGUGUCUGAUGCUCAUCCUGCCUGUCCUCGCGUAGCGUCUGACUCUCCUCUUGUGGUGCCUGCCUGUCCUUUGGAGGUGUUCAACGGGACUGCCACCGUCUCUUGUUGCAGGGACAUUUUUUGGUACUAA